Molecule: messenger RNA, 3232 nt
Organism: Aspergillus steynii IBT 23096
Lineage: Eukaryota; Fungi; Ascomycota; Eurotiomycetes; Eurotiales; Aspergillaceae
Gene: atgI
Product: autophagy protein ATG9
Exons: 2
Coding region: 329-3109 (926 amino acids)
Biological process (GO): protein localization to phagophore assembly site; autophagy of mitochondrion
Cellular component (GO): autophagosome; phagophore assembly site
Source: RefSeq, a predicted model, not a curated record
AACUGCUUUGGCAUGCCUGCAGUCCACUGCUAUUUCGCUCAUGAGACAGGUUAUUGCCCGUGAAAGCCCCUAGAAAUCUUUGGGUAGAAUCGUGCUCUUUCUGGUCCAAUUUGUUGGCUCCUAGUUUCUCUGAAAUUGCCCUUAGUUACUUCGUACCUUCCUUCUGGCCCUCGCUCGGCCCUUUCGUUGUCGGCAGUCCUACAUGAAUGGCCCUUUAACUGACCGCAUAGUCCCCCGGCUUCCGGGCCGCUGCGAUGUACUGAUACCCUCGACAGUCGAAGACCUUCCAUAGUUCAUCGUUACUGAACCCACCUAUACGCCAUUCAAGAUGAUGGCAUCAAACAUCUUGUCCCGGAUCCUCCCUCCCAACGGUUCCCCAUCGGUAUACGAGACCAUCCGACAACAUGACGCGGAUUCCGAAAACUCAGAUGUGGAGGAACGCGCGGGCCUGGUGCCGGAAGAUCACCGGGACGAAGAAUAUACGAACCGGGAGCUGGAGGAAGCGAUGGCCGAUGCUGGGAGGGAUGAGAUGUCGAGUCCAACUCCAAGUGAGCCGUUCCUGACUCACCGCAGCCCGCAAAGGGUUGCUGAGGGUAGGGAUCAAGGCCCGUCCGGAUCUCGUCGUCGCAGGCUCAGUCGACCCCGUUGGAUGCAGGCCUCCUCGUCGCCACAUCAUGACCCUGAUGAUGGAGAUGACGACGUGCCAGCCUCCCUCUACGUCGAGGGGCGACAGGACGAUGAUGAAUUAAAGCAGCGACUCCCUCCGCCUCCCCCCUCCCAUAAUCGUCGGAGCCAGGAACCCGCAGUACCUGGGCCUUCCUCUGGAGGCGAUCGGGCCCGCUGGGAAUCCACCAGGGAGCAGUUGCCCUUGCAUACGAACCACCAGAGGCACCGUCCGGGGAUGAUUUGGUCCUUGGGACAUCCGAGCCUGGCCACGGUAGACCCCAAGGAGAAAGCGCUAUGGAUGUGGGCGAAUGUGGAGAACCUGGAUAACUUCUUGAAGGACGUCUAUACGUAUUUUCUAGGAAAUGGGAUCUGGUCCAUAUUGCUGGACCGGUUCCUUGGUCUUCUGACAUUUGCGUUUGUGGUCGGCUUCAGCACGUUUCUGACGAACUGCAUUGACUACCGCAGUGUACGCGGCAGCAAGACCUUGGAUGACAUCCUCAUCCAGAAAUGCACCAAGAAAAUGUCCAUGUCUUCCACCCUCUUACUUUGGCUGCUUACGUUCUUCUGGAUCGGCAAGGCCUUCCAGUAUGUCUUGGACAUUCGAAGGCUCAAGCACAUGCAUGAUUUCUACCAUUAUCUACUCAACGUGUCCGACGCCGAGAUCCAGACAAUCUCCUGGCAAGAAGUUGUCAGCCGGCUGAUGGUGUUGAGAGACUCAAAUCCCGCCACGGCUGGUGCAGUUUCUGCAACGCAUCGCAGGUUUAUGGGCAGUCAAUCCAAGCAGCGAAUGGAUGCCCACGAUAUUGCCAAUCGGCUGAUGCGCAAAGAGAACUACCUCAUUGCUCUGGUAAACAAAGACAUCUUGGAUCUGACGCUCCCUAUUCCGUUCCUCCGAAACCGACAACUGUUUUCGCAGACCCUGGAGUGGAACAUCAACCUCUGCAUCAUGGACUAUGUGUUUAACGAGCAAGGCCAAGUGCGGACUUUGUUCCUGAGGGACACCCACCGGAAAGCGUUGAGUGAGGGCCUGCGGCGGCGUUUUAUACUUGCAGGCAUCAUGAAUAUCUUUGUAGCCCCGUUCAUCGUGGUCUAUUUUCUGAUGCAUUACUUUUUCCGUUACUUCAACGAGUUCAAGAAAAACCCGUCCCAGAUCGGAUCUCGGCAGUACACCCCUUUGGCCGAGUGGAAAUUCCGGGAGUUCAACGAGCUCUGGCAUCUCUUUGAGCGUCGGCUGAAUAUGUCGUAUCCCUUUGCCAGUCGAUACAUCGACCAGUUCCCCAAAGACAAGGCCGUCCAGCUGGCUGGCUUCGUGGCAUUUGUCUCCGGCGCCCUGGCCUCCGUCUUAGCCCUGGCAUCGAUUGUGGACCCCGAACUAUUCUUGGGCUUUGAGAUCACGCCCGACCGCACAGUCCUCUUCUACCUUGGUGUUUUUGGGUCUAUCUGGGCCUUUGCUCGGGGCGUGGUUCCCGAGGAGGCCAAUGUGUUUGAUCCCGAAUAUGCCCUGCUCGAGGUGAUCAAUUUUACCCAUUAUUUGCCAAAUCACUGGAAGGGCCGACUGCACAGCGAUGACGUCCGGCGGGAUUUUGCCACGCUAUACCAGGUCAAGAUCGUCAUAUUCUUGGAGGAGAUUCUCAGCAUGAUCUUCACGCCCUUUAUCCUCUGGUUCAGCCUGCCCAAGUGCAGUGAUCGACUCAUCGAUUUCUUUCGCGAGUUCACCGUGCAUGUGGACGGGAUGGGCUAUCUUUGCUCGUUUGCCGUCUUCGACUUCAAGAAAGGCACCAACCAGAUCUCCCAGGGCGAUACCGGGCGGCGCGACCCCGCGAGGCAGGACCUCCGAGCGGACUACUUCUCGACGAAGGACGGCAAGAUGCUCGCGUCCUACUACGGAUUUCUGGAUCACUACGGAGGCACGCGGCCUGCCCACCCGGCUGCGAAGCGGCAGUUCCAUCCUCCGCCUGCGUUCCCAACAAUGGGAUCACCCUCGAUGGUCGAUCCUGGCAAUGUCGGCGAUCGACAGUCUAUCGUAGGAGUUCCCCGGUUUGGUCCGCCGGGGUUGGGAGACUCGGUUCUAUUGGAUCCCCAUCACCAGCCAUCUGCAUCGGGGUUCCGAACCAGCAAUCGCAACCCCGCCUAUUCCCGCUAUCGGGCCUCGCGUCCUUCGCGACCAGUCUCCGAUCCCCUGGAGGACGAGGAAUCACCGUCCGCGGAGACGCGCAGCCCGGCCGUCAAGAAAUCGCCACACCACGCAGCCGUCGGCGGCAGUGACAGCAACCUCGGCGAUUCGUGGCGCGUCAACCUGAUGGGUGAUAUCGAGGAAGACGACGGCGAGGAAGAGGGAGAGAAUGUGGAUGCCAUUGCCGGGGGUGCAGGCGUGCUGGGUCUCAUCCAGCAGUUUCAGAAGGUCAACAAGGACAACCGGGGCCGGAACACCGUAGGCAUUUGACCUUGCUUUUCUCUGGCGUAUUUUGGUGAUAGAUAGAUAGGGUUAUAUACCGCUGUGCCCUCAUUCCACCUGGUUGGAACUUGAGUAACGUUUUAGUAACGACUGAUCCGGAGUUGACAUUGC